UUAUAAAAAGAGUAACGUGUUAAUUAUAUUUAUUGUAAAAAUAAAAAAACAAAUAAAAUGAAAGGGUAUAGAAGUAAUUUAAGACUGUAAGUGACGCACUAUUCACUCACUUUGCAGCGAUGAAUAGAUUUAUCCUUCCUGUCCCUACUUCAUUUCUGACCAAUUUCCAACUCUUUUUUUCCCUCUUUCUUAUCCCUUCUUUCUCCCGUCCUUUACCUAUAAAGACACACUGCAAUCCCCUCCAAAGGAAAAAAAAAAAAAACCCUCAUUUAACACGAUAUCACUGCUCAAUCCAGCCGAGGAACAAAAGAAAGAAGAAGAAGAAUCAAAGUUGAUUAAAUUAUAUAUCAACUCAAUCAUCAUGAGGAACCCAUCUUCUUCUUCGUCAAUUCAUGGCACUACCAAGACGACUACACCAUGUUGCAGCAAAGUUGGAAUAAAGAGAGGGCCAUGGACGCCAGAGGAAGAUGAGCUCUUAUCAAACUACGUCAAGAAAGAAGGCGAAGGCCGGUGGCGUACGCUGCCGAAAAGGGCUGGUUUGCUUCGAUGUGGUAAGAGCUGUCGUCUUCGAUGGAUGAAUUAUCUUCGUCCUUCUGUUAAAAGAGGACGUAUUGCUCCCGAUGAAGAAGAUCUCAUUCUUAGACUUCAUAGAUUGCUUGGUAACAGAUGGUCUUUGAUUGCUGGAAGAAUACCAGGCCGCACGGACAAUGAGAUCAAGAAUUACUGGAAUACCCAUCUCAGUAAGAAGCUGAUUAGCCAAGGUAUUGAUCCAAGAACCCACAAGCCAUUGAACCCUAACCCUAGUUCAUCACAGAUAAACCAAGAUCGAAACCAAAAUAUUUCUGGCUCUAAAUUUGAGGAAACAAGCCAAACCUAUCGAGUUAUAGCCACUAAAGUGAGCGAGAAUUUUAACAUGGUCGCAAACCUGAAUCAUGAUAAUCAGUAUCAAAACAACCCAGUUGUUGAUCAUGAUGGUAUUAUUGAUAACUGGCCUGCUUGUGAUGGACUUGUUAUGGGGUUUCAGGGUGGUGGUCAAGGACAAAGCAAUGCAGAAUACUACAUUGGAAAUCAAAAUCAAAACCAUGAGGAUCCUUUCUCCUCCUUUCUAGAUUCCCUCAUCAAUGAGAAUGAAAAUCUGUUCUUGAAUCAUCAACAUCAACAUAAUCAUUACCAUCACCUUCAACAACAACAACAACAACAACAACAAAUACUACAACAGCAACUACAACAAGGAGAACAACAGAACCCUAAUAUGAUUGCACCUCCAGCUCAACCCAUUGUUUCUUCUCCACAGGCUUUCAUGAAUAGUACCACCAUUUGGGAAACUGAAGUGUUAUCCUCAAUGGCAGCUGCCUUAGGUGAUGAUGAUGUUGCUUUAAAUUAACUACUAGUCAUCCACCACCAGCCUGAUCGAACCUGCAUGCACAUGCACAACUGCAUUAAGAAAAUCAGAUAUAUAGGCUUGAUUAUCGUCGAUCUAAUAUAUGUAUAACUUGGUGGCUUUUGUUGUUUUUAUUUGUAGUCCUUGUGCUUUGUGAUGUGACAAAACUUUAGGUUUCAUGGUUUAAUUAAGUUAGACUUUUGUUUGCAUCGUUGCUUAAAUAGAAGUCUGCAUAAAUUAGUGUCUGGA
Ricinus communis (castor bean) is the source of this 1630-nucleotide messenger RNA. Its product is annotated as transcription repressor MYB5. The transcript is spliced from 2 exons. NCBI's taxonomy places the organism in Eukaryota, Viridiplantae, Streptophyta, Magnoliopsida, Malpighiales, Euphorbiaceae. The record is from RefSeq and is a predicted model, not a curated record. Bases 362 to 1384 code for a protein of 340 amino acids.